This is a messenger RNA of Pungitius pungitius (ninespine stickleback), 3459 nucleotides long. RefSeq names its product transforming growth factor beta-3 proprotein-like. The record is from RefSeq and is a predicted model, not a curated record. The transcript is spliced from 7 exons. Gene Ontology annotation, molecular function: transforming growth factor beta receptor binding; cytokine activity; growth factor activity. Gene Ontology annotation, cellular component: extracellular region. Lineage: Eukaryota; Metazoa; Chordata; Actinopteri; Perciformes; Gasterosteidae. Gene Ontology annotation, biological process: regulation of cell population proliferation; transforming growth factor beta receptor signaling pathway. The coding region runs from base 362 to 1588 and encodes 408 amino acids.
CGUUAAGCUGACGGACCUCGGGCUUCGCGGACGCGGGGAGAAACGCGCCACUGACUUGAAUCGACCGGACUGAGAAGUGGUGUUUCCACAGAUGUGUUUGUGCCGGAUGCAUUCGUGCGUGUGCGGGACGGCUUCGAUUGUUCGGGACUUUGCGUUAAUGUCUAAUGCGAGCGCGUGCACUUGGAUUUCUGCUGAAAACAACAACAAAAAACGGAACAGCCACAAGAAAACUAAUUGUUAAGUGAGGUGUUUCUUUCCCCCACCCCCCCCAACUAGUUUAUUGUUACGUUAAAAGCAGGGUGUGAAGAACUUGACUUUCUGCACAUUUCAACCACCGAUCGAACCAAAUGCGGAGAGAAAGAUGCGUCUGGGCCAGGCUUUACUGUUUGUCCUCCUCCUCAACUGCGCAACUUUGAGCUCAUCCCUCUCAACUUGUGCCACGGUGGACUUCGACCAUGUGAAAAGGAAGAGGGUCGAGGCGAUACGUGGUCAGAUUUUGAGCAAACUCCGACUGACAAGUCCUCCACACUCCCUCGGACCGAGUAAAGUCCCUGAUCAGAUCCAAGCAUUGUACAACAGUACCAAGGAGCUACUGGAGGAGCUCCGGAGGGAUCGGCAGCAGACUUGCGGUCAGGACAACACGGAGACAGAGUACUACGCCAAAGAGAUAUACAAAUUCAACAUGGUCAACGGACUACCCGAAAGCAACGAUCUGCACUACUGCCCAAAAGGCAUCACGUCCAAGGUCUUCCGCUUCAACGUCUCCGCAAUGGAGAGGAACUCGACCAACCUCUUCCGAGCAGAGUUUCGGGCUUUCAGGGUGCCGAACUCGAGCUCCAAGAGGAACGAACAGCGGAUUGAGCUCUACCAGAUCGUGAGGCCGAACGAACACAUCAGGAAGCAACGCUACAUCGCAGCCAAGAACGUGCUGACCAGAGGCACCUCGGAGUGGGUCUCCUUUGACGUGACUGAGACGGUGCGGGAAUGGCUGAUGAACCGAGGAUCUAAUCUGGGUUUGGAAAUCAGUGUGCACUGUCCCUGCCACACCCUCAACCCGAACGGGGACAUCAUUGACAAUGAGAACGAGGUGCUGGAGGUGAAGUUUAAAGGUGUGGACGUAGAAGAUGAGCAGAGUCGCUGGGAUCUGGAUCACCUGAAGAGGAGAAAGGAGCAUCACAUGCCCCACCUGAUCCUCAUGAUGAUCCCGCCCCACCGCCUGGACACUCAGUCCACGCGCCGACGCAAGAGAGCGCUGGACACAAACUACUGCUUCUCAAACACGGAGGAGAGCUGCUGUGUUCGCCGGCUGCACAUCGACUUCCGCCGCGACCUGGACUGGAAGUGGAUCCACGAGCCCAGCGGCUACGACGCCAACUACUGCUCGGGGCCGUGCCCUUACCUGAGGAGCUCGGAUACGACGCACAGCUCGCUGCUGAGCCUGUACAACACUCUGAAUCCGGAGGCCUCGGCCUCCCCCUGCUGCGUCCCCAAAGACCUGGAGCCCCUCACUAUACUCUACUACUCUGGACGGACGCCCGUAGUGGAGCAGCUCUCCAACAUGAUCGUCAAGUCUUGCAAGUGUAGCUGAGAGGACGCGGAAAGGCGAGGCAGGAUUUUACUCGGUACCGACGAAACCCCAUGCCCCCCCCUCCCGGGACUUUUAGCUGUGACAGAUGCUUUACCCGACGCUGUGGCCUCAUGGCCAACAUCUGGAGAAAAAAACAAAGAAAGAAAUGGCCCUGUUCAUCUUAAAAAGUCCAAACCAAAUGCCAUGCCCUUGAAAUAUUUCCCCUCUCGAUAGAUGGACAACGCACUCGAUCAAUGAAGCCCUGUGCAAAUUAAAAUGGUCCAAACGCAUCAGGAGGGGCUUCAAGUACCAUGAAUAAAAAGAGACACUAUUCUGUAGUCGAUUUUGUGCUUCAGAGUUUGAGCAAAUAUGCCACAAAGCUCUCAUCUCUAAAUGUAUUUUUUUCUCUGUCUCUAGCCGUGGGGGCGAUACUGCUAUUAGUCACAAAUACAGACUGUGCUCCACAGAACUUUUGAAGGGUCCUUUCAGGCUGGGUUGCAUAACUUCACCUUAAGUUCCCUUCUGUUCAAACUGUGGCCACUAUCUUAAAACACAAAAGGAGAAAGGAUAGACUUGCUGCUGCAUCCAAAGCCAUAGCUGUGGUCGGGGGAAAAGGAGAGCAGAGAGAACGCCUGCUGGAUUUGCAAUGGAAAGUGAAUGAAUAAAGACGUCGGGCCAAGCUUUUCUUUUUUUUUGGGGGGGGGGGGGGGCGGCCAGUAGUAAUGGCCUUCCUAUUUUUGUAUUUGCGGAGCAUCUAUUAGAAUAGAUGGAGGAAGAGGAAGAAGAAGAAGCAGAAGAGGAAGAGGAAGAGGGGGCCGGUAUGGAAGCAAAGAACUGUGAUGGAUACAAGCCAUGAGCACACUGCCGUUCACUGGACGUCUUCAUCUCCAACAGGUUCAAGUUAUUUAUCAAAGAAUUUACUGGAAAAGUGUUACGCAAUUGUUUUUCUAGGAUUUCUUUUACAUAAAUGGCAGAUUUGAUCUGUUCUAUAACUUGAAAUCUAGUUAUUGUUUCAUGAACUGGGACAAGAAUCAACGUUAUCUCCAUCGGUGGAAACACUUUUGUAUUAAAAUAAGGUUACGGUUACAUUUCCCUGUGAUUUUUGUCCAUGCUCCAAUUAGUGUGACCUGUUCUAUGUGAGAGUUAAAAUCAGAGCACUUUUCUCCAGUUGUUGUUUAAAAUGUUCCUCAUUACUCUCCUAUCAACUCACCCGUCACUCCGGCCAGCUGACAUGGAGCCGUGUGUGUGUGUGUGUGUGUGUGUGUGUGUGUGUGUGUGUGUGUGUGUGUCUGUGCGUGUGUGUGUGUAGUUCCCAGAAAACACUGCAGUCUUUCAUUCCCUCUGCUCCCUAUGUUUGUUUUGGUGCUCUUUUUCCAGUGUGAAGCCGUAAUGGAACCCCCCCCCCCCCCCCCCAAAAAAAAAUGAAACACGAGGGAAAAGUAUUAGCAUAACAGUGGCUGGAUGUAGAGUCACGAGAACAAUUCUGAAACCCUGUGUACCUUUUGACAUUUGCCAAUAGUCCAAUAGUCAUCUUGCCUUCAGGUGACAUUUAGAUGACGUUUUUUUGCAGUAAUGUUGUUUGAUUGUUGAUCGUGACUGUAAUUAAAAACACAAAAACGCAACAUCUGUACGAGCGCCUUUUAAGUCUCUCGAGCCACUCCAGCUUUGCACUUAGUGGAUUCUCAGACGUAAUAGAUCUGUAAAAUCAUUUAGCUUCAAGUUAUGAAACGAGGAAUUUACCAAUGUGUCUCGUCUGCCAUGUUGAAAUGCCAUUUAAAAUACAGUUUUUUCAAAGCGCUUUGCUUCCAUAACAAAACAUAAUUUUUCUAACUUGAAUCUCACCAGUGCCACCUGCUUCCUGCGGACUAUUUUUUUUUUUUUUUUUUUUACCA